Colias croceus (clouded yellow) is the source of this 2421-nucleotide messenger RNA. RefSeq lists its product as uncharacterized. The coding region runs from base 85 to 2040 and encodes 651 amino acids. NCBI's taxonomy places the organism in Eukaryota, Metazoa, Arthropoda, Insecta, Lepidoptera, Pieridae. Gene Ontology annotation, cellular component: membrane. The record is from RefSeq and is a predicted model, not a curated record. The transcript is spliced from 15 exons. Gene Ontology annotation, molecular function: potassium ion leak channel activity. Gene Ontology annotation, biological process: potassium ion transmembrane transport; stabilization of membrane potential.
GUGACUAUCUAUGGCUAAGAUAUGCCGUAGUGAAAUGAGUGAAAAUUUUAGUGUGUGAUUUGGAAUUUUUAUUAAAAAAUAAGGAUGUCACGAAGACAUCGUGUAGAACGACUGGAGUAUCCUCCACCUCCCAGUAAAUGUGCUAAGUUCUUGUACUACACGUGGAAGCUAUGCUCCGUGGUGUUCUCCCACUUCGUGAUGAUCAGCCUGGUGGUGGCUUAUUGUAUCCUCGGCGCUGUCACAUUUGAAAGGUUGGAGUCACAUCAUGAGAGAGAGGUGAAGAGGAACAUAUCGCAGAUUCGCGGGAACACCACGCACAGCAUUUGGACGAUGACCAAUAGAGUGACGUAUCUGAACCAGGCUAACUGGACCUCGGAGGUGGUUGAUAUGCUUAAGGAUUUCGAGAACGCAAUCCUGUUAGAGAUGAAGGUCCGCGGCUGGGACGGCAACGAGAGCACCGACCACAUCCAGUGGACCUUCACGGGAGCUUUGUUUUAUUCUAUUAUCGUCAUUACUACUAUAGGUUAUGGUCACAUCGCGCCGAAGACUCAAACGGGCAAGGUGGUUACCAUCUUCUACGCCAUUUUGGGAAUUCCGCUCAUGCUGCUGUGCUUGUCUAAUAUUGGUGAUGUUAUGGCGUCUUCAUUCAGGUUUUUAUAUUGGCGUGUAUGCUGCUACGUGUGUACGCGCCCGCCCAAAGAGCACCAUCGGUAUCAUUCCAGGCGCGCACAACGAGGUACGAGCAUGCGCUGCUCCACGCGGCGGCGGCGGCCCCUCGAGCGGUCGCACUCUGAUACUGAUUGCAGGUACCGUGACAGCGGCUACAACAGCAAUCGACUGAAGCACCCCCGCCGCCCCGCGCCCGACCCUGUGCCUUUGCCAUCCACUUCUAGAGCUAGAACACAACCACCAGUGUAUUCAAGACCACAUGGACACAGAGAUUUUGACGAUGAGCACAUACAGCCGGGAUUAAAUAGACAUGGAAGGCAUCUUUAUGAAGAAGGAGAAGAAUUUCCAAAAAUAUCUCUACCAUUACAAGAUUUAGAAGCAGCAUUGAAGGAAUUGGAUAACUAUCAAAAGAAAGUCGUGAAACCAGAGUUACGAAGCAAAUCUUUACCUCGACCGGCGAGAACAAAGUCCGAUUUUGGUCCUUUGAGGAACUUUGACCAAAGACAUUAUGAAAUGGACGAUGGAAAGGAAAUAUAUGAAAUGCAUGACCUACAUGAUGUUGAUUAUGAGAAUUAUAAAGAGAGGAAAGCGUUGGAGGAACGGGAAAAACGGCAGAGGGACCGAGAGGACUCUGGUUAUAGAGAUCACGGGUACGAUCCAGAGAGUGAUGAUUUUGAAUUCGACGUGCCGAGAAGAAGGAAUGAUCGCAGAUACGACCGCGGCAGAUCCGAAUACUACGAACGCGACAUAGAAGAGUACCCAGACCGCAAGCGAGGCAGGCGCGCCCGGAGUGCCGUGUACGAGAGCGAGCGGCGCGAGGACUGGGGCGAGGACGUGGAGCGCGGCCGGCGGCGGCUGCGGCGCCUGCACACCGUGGAGGAGCCCAGACCACACCGAUAUUAUACACCUUCACCAGAUAGAGAUGAAUGGAGUGAUGAAGCACCACCCAUACAUCGUGGUAGACCAGCAGCUUGGGGUUCCCGACAAUCCGAUUUAUGUCCAGCACCAAUGUCUUAUAAGGAAGAAAUAAAACCCGUACCCAUUUGGCUGUGCGUGUUUCUCGUAGCGUCCUACAUAGUGGCUGGCACGUUCCUCUUCAAGCGGUGGGAGGGCUGGGCGUACCUCGACGCGGCCUACUUCUGCUUUAUAACUCUGACCACUAUUGGUUUUGGGGAUUUUGUGCCUGCUCAGGGGCAAAGCGGUGGAGCAGAUGCAGUACAUUCAAUAGCUCUCUGUUCCUUAUACCUCCUGUUUGGUAUCGCGUUACUGGCUAUGUCCUUCAACCUGGUGCAGGAGGAGGUCAGGGCGAACGUCGCCGCGGUUGCCACGAGACUGGGGAUCAUUAAACCGAAGGAAACUGAUGAUUAUUAGGCUUAGAUAAUUGGAAUAGAACAUCGAGAAGUCAAGAUUCUGUAUGGGUCGCAAAGCUAGUUAAGUUUAAGCCUAUUAGAAGAGAGAAUGACAUGUUUUAUAAUUUUUGUAUAUGAUAUAAUUGUAGUGGACAGUUUGCACAAUGAUCGCAUUCGACGGAAUCUAAUUUAAUGUAUUUAAUGUAAUAUUUUGCGUUUUAAAUCUGUAAAAAGUCCUUAAAAGCAAUAAUAAGUACGUACUUGUAUAUGCAUAAGAUAAUUAGCUAUAUCAUAUUUCAUAAAAAAAUGUUGUUAUAAUUUUUAGGUAUAUUUUUUUAAUGUGUUACUUUUUAACUGUCGUUUUGUAAAUAAGUUAAUAUUACGUAUUUAUAGAAAAUAAACA